Theobroma cacao (cacao) is the source of this 911-nucleotide messenger RNA. RefSeq lists its product as uncharacterized. NCBI's taxonomy places the organism in Eukaryota, Viridiplantae, Streptophyta, Magnoliopsida, Malvales, Malvaceae. The record is from RefSeq and is a predicted model, not a curated record. Gene Ontology annotation, biological process: cellular response to heat.
AAUUAUUUGCUUGUGUGUAUAAGACCAACACCAAGAAACUCUCAUAUUCACCCUGAAGGUAUUGAUAUUUGGGGAAUAGAUCAAAACGAAGGAGAGGAAAAAAAGGCUGAUAACAAGAUAUGGAUAGCAAGCCAAAGCCUGUUUAUGAAGAUUUUGAGGUACACACAGAAUGGGUGAAUGAAGCUUCCUAUGACGCUUUAGUUGCCUCUGUCCCAGGCUUCAAGAGGGAGCAACUCAAAGUUCAAAUAUCCUCAGGGGGAAACUUGAGGAUAUCUGGAGAACGUCCAAUUGGUGACACCAAAUUCAGCCGUUUCCACAAGGAAAUUCCUAUUCCAUCAAAUUGGGACCAAAGUAAGAUCAAUGCAAAAGUCAUGGAUGGUAUGCUUCAGCUCAAACACCCCAAAUUGAUCACUUCGGCCGAGAAGCAGGAAGAGGCAAAACCAUCUGAGGAAGUGCCCCAAAGCCCCGAAGACGUGCCUCAUAAACAAAAGAAUGGUCCAGAACAAGCUGUUCAAGAAUCUUCUCCCAAGGCCACCUUGGAAAAUCAAACAGGUGAGGAGACAAAUGAGGCAGCAAAGGAUGUUUCAGAGAAGGCACCGAAUAAAGAGGACAUGAAAGACAAAAAGGCUGACAUCGUUGCAGCUGCUAAUGAAGCUAACAUGACUAUGGAUGGCACUGGAAUUUACCAGCAGCUAGGGAUCUUUAAGCAAGUUCUUGACAGUUUGGUCUUGGGACUAAAGAAUCCAAGCAAAGUGAUGAACAUGGCUUUGGUUGCUUUCUUGGCCGUGCUACUUGCACUUUUUGUUAGAGAUGGGAUCAGGUCUCUUGGGAAUUACUACAACUAAGCUUGUGGGAGUUCACCAUAAUUAUGUGUGUUCGAGAAUUCGUAGAAAUAAUAAGUUAAGAGCAUC